Messenger RNA from Caenorhabditis elegans, 354 nucleotides. It is a transcript of the gene F40E12.1, whose product is annotated as Mobile element protein. NCBI's taxonomy places the organism in Eukaryota, Metazoa, Nematoda, Chromadorea, Rhabditida, Rhabditidae. The record is from RefSeq and is marked reviewed. The transcript has 4 exons. Bases 1 to 354 code for a protein of 117 amino acids.
AUGGAAACUCACUCUGCACACGAGAUUUUGGUCAAAUUAGAAGCGGCCUGCGAAGGUGAGCUGCCCCGUUUCACAGAGCCAACCCGCGAUGCUAUUCGGGAGAAGCGUCAGGCCACAGAGAAGGAAGCCAUGAGGCCCAAGGACUCCAAAAAGAGUCAACGAAAAGCUAGACGCCCGCCAAUCAAGCGCCCAGUCGACAUGGAGCUGCUUGCUGUGCUCGCAAAAGCCGAAGAGAUAAGCCUUGGAGAGCAAGGAAAUUCCCCCGCUUGGUCCGCCUACGCCACUACCCAGAAGCCCAUCGCUCCCACUGCCAAGGACAAGCCUUCCCAGAAGGAUAUGCCUGAGAACAAAUAA